Messenger RNA from Oxyura jamaicensis (ruddy duck), 1405 nucleotides. It is a transcript of the gene ART5, whose product is annotated as ADP-ribosyltransferase 5. Bases 257 to 1264 code for a protein of 335 amino acids. The transcript has 4 exons. Gene Ontology annotation, molecular function: NAD+ poly-ADP-ribosyltransferase activity; NAD+-protein-arginine ADP-ribosyltransferase activity. NCBI's taxonomy places the organism in Eukaryota, Metazoa, Chordata, Aves, Anseriformes, Anatidae. The record is from RefSeq and is a predicted model, not a curated record.
CCACCCCCCCCCUUUGUGACACCACGCGGUUCUUCUCCCUCCUUCCAGCCAGCAGCCCCGAACAGAGCUUUGAUGGAGAUGGGAGCCCCUCGAUGCCGAACACGGGGUCCAGCUGAACCCACCCCAUGUCCCCCCCGCCCGGCUGGUCUUCCCCCUGAGGCCUCCUGGGCUAUGGGGCGGCCAGAUCCCGGGCUUGUCCUGCAGCUGCUGGAAUGUCCCUUCCUGGGGUUUGGUUCCUGCACACAGAAGCGGGGCGAUGGCAGCUGGGCAGGGCCAGGCUGCAGCACCCGGCGUGCAGAAAAUGAAAGCAAGCGAGCGAGCGGAGGCUCUGGGUCUGCCCCUUUCCUGUUUUCGGUUUUGCAGCUCCGGUUUCAGUCCUGGCCCUGCACAGGGCCCCCAGGGCCUGCUGGGCUGGGACACCCACCCGCAGGGACAUCACCGCUGGGAGUGCCACCAGUACAGGGACACCUCCGGGACAGGGACACCACCAGCGGGGACCCCCCAGUUCCUGAUGGACAUGAGCCGCGACGCCUUUGAUGACCAGUACGAGGGGUGCACGGAGGCGAUGGAGGCGGCGGGGCCGGCGCUGCUGGAGCAGGAGCAGGCGCGGGGCAGGUCCAGGCUCUUCAGCAGGGUCUGGGCACGUGCCGGGGAGCGGUGGCAGCAGGUGAAGGGCUCACUGGCUGCCCGCCUGCCCCCCGGCUUCAAGGAUGAGUACGGCCAGGCCGUGAUCGCGUACACGGACAACAGCCUGCACUACUUCUUCAACACGGCCAUGCGGGCGGCCGGGCGGUCGCGGGCCACCUACAACGCCAGCUUCCCCUUCAAGGCGCUGCACUUCUACCUGACCAGAGCCCUGCAGCUGCUGCGGGGCCCCUGUGAGACCACCUACAGGACACCGGUGUACCGGGGCAUCGCCCACACCCGCUACCAGCUGCAGGGCGCCAGCCCCUUCAGGUUCGGCUCCUUCGCCUCCUCCUCCUUCAGGAGGGAGCAGGCAGAGAGCUUUGGGCAGGACACGUUCCUCAGCAUCCGCAGCUGCUUUGGGGUCCCCAUCCACGCCUUCUCCUUGUACACGGAGGAGGAGGAGGUGCUGAUCCCUGGCCAUGAGAUCUUCUGGGUCUUCCCGGAUGAGGGCAGUCACCGCUUUGUCCUGCGGAGCACCAACAGGACCUGCAGCCACUUCAACUGCGCCUUCCUGGGGUAUGAGAAGAGCCUGGAGUGCAGGGGCAGCACAGGUAGGAACCCCCCCCAGGUGCCAUAGAAUUGUGGUAUCAUCUCAUUUCAGGGUCUCUGUGCAGGGAAGGAGGCUCAGCCUCAGCGGGGUGGUUGCAGACCCCACAGCCGCAGGCAGUGCCCGUGCUGGUGCUGCGGGGCUGAGCCAGCGAGCGGCUGACAAAGCCAU